Paramecium sonneborni is the source of this 533-nucleotide messenger RNA. Lineage: Eukaryota; Ciliophora; Oligohymenophorea; Peniculida; Parameciidae. The record is from the annotation of a GenBank genome assembly.
AUGGUAUUAUUUCAGGAUUAGAAGAAUGUGAUAUCAAUUUAAAUAUUAUUUAUCGAGAUAAAGGAAUUUUUAUAUCAUAUCAAAAUGGAUAUGAAAAUAUUUUUGGUAAUUAAACUACUAAAGACUGUGAAGUUUGUGAUGAUGAUAAUCUUAAUGGUUUUGAUGAUUGGUUUUCAUGUCAAUAUGAUUUCUAAUCUCAUUGAUAAGUACGUGUAAAUGGAUAAUUCAUUUUAUGUGAAAAUUGAUUACUAUUUGAUUAGAUAAUUUGCUCUGUUAAUAUGGAAAGUUUGAUGAUGGUAACUACAUACCAUACGAUGGAAGUUAUGAAUGCAAAUAUUCUUGAACUGAAAAUUGCAAUAAUUAUAUCAAAGUUGUUCAUCACAGUUUGUACUCUCCUUUCUAAAAUGUGUAUUUCUGAUUAUAGAGCUAUAAUUUAAAUUUAAAUUUAAAAUUAUAAUUAGUUUAUUUAAAAGAAUGUUAAAGGGAAAUUAAUUUAUAUUUAAAUAGAUCGUUUUUAAUAUUAAAGUGGAUGA